ACAGAAGGAGACUGCGAGAGGAGCUGGGAAUUACACACAAACACAGCCGAAUCAGAACACCCUCCCCUGGACACACCCUGCUGGGGAUCACUGCUUCUUCUCUUUUUUUCUGAUCCAUCGCCCACGCCACUCUGAGAGAAAGCUCUCCCUCAUCAUCAUCCUGAAGAAAACCCCUUUCUCCUCAUUUUCAUCCUACAGAGGACACCUACAAUCUCAAAGGGCUGAGAUUCCCUGGUGAAGAUAGUCUUUUUUCCUUUUUUCUUUUUUUUCUUUUAAUUUGGACACAGCCAGUGAAAGAACAGAAAGGCCAGAUACUAUAGGGGCCAAACAAUACUUACAAACUCAACCUACGGCUUCAAGACCUCUGAAACGAAGGACCUAGACCUCUUUCAUUGUACGUCAAGAAUGGUUACUAUAAUCAGCACCAUGGAAACUCAGGUGUCCAAUGGUCCAAGUGGAACCAGCCUGCCAAACGGCCCAGUCAUCAGCACCAAUGGUGCUACAGACGACAGCAAGACGAACUUGAUCGUCAACUACCUGCCGCAGAACAUGACCCAAGAGGAGUUCAAAAGUCUGUUCGGUAGCAUCGGAGAGAUUGAGUCCUGCAAGCUAGUCAGAGACAAGAUAACAGGUCAGAGUUUGGGCUAUGGCUUUGUAAACUACGUAGACCCCAAUGAUGCAGACAAGGCCAUCAACACACUCAAUGGGCUCAAACUGCAGACCAAAACAAUCAAGGUGUCCUACGCCCGGCCCAGCUCAGCCUCCAUUCGGGAUGCCAACCUGUACGUGAGUGGCCUCCCCAAAACCAUGAGUCAAAAAGAUAUGGAACAGCUGUUCUCUCAGUACGGCCGCAUCAUCACCUCGCGCAUCCUGGUGGACCAAGUCACAGCAGGCAUAUCGCGAGGAGUGGGUUUCAUCCGGUUUGACAAGCGAAACGAGGCAGAGGAGGCCAUCAAGGGUCUGAAUGGCCAGAAGCCCCUGGGUGCCUCAGAGCCCAUCACCGUCAAAUUCGCCAACAACCCCAGCCAGAAGACAGGCCAGGCUCUCCUGACCCAGCUAUACCAGACAGCUGCUCGCCGCUACACUGGACCCCUGCACCACCAGACCCAACGCUUCAGCAUCAUCCCUCCAUUUGGAAAGGGACCCGAUCCAAAUAACAGCACAAAACCAAUACUCGACAAUUUACUAAACGCCAGCUACGGAGUCAAGAGUUCUCCCUCUCUCCUUCCCAGGUUCUCACCCAUUACCAUCGACAGCAUGACCAGCCUGGCAGGGGUCAACCUCACUGGACCUACCGGAGCCGGCUGGUGCAUCUUUGUCUACAACCUGUCCCCCGAAGCCGAUGAAAGCGUCCUGUGGCAGCUGUUCGGGCCGUUCGGCGCCGUUACAAACGUCAAGGUCAUCCGUGACUUCACCACCAACAAAUGUAAGGGCUUCGGCUUUGUCACCAUGACCAACUACGACGAGGCAGCCAUGGCCAUCGCCAGCCUCAAUGGCUACCGCCUCGGCGAUCGUGUUCUGCAAGUCUCCUUCAAGACGAGCAAGCAGCACAAGGCCUGAGAGAGGUGCAGCUCGUAUCUGCUUCUUCAGCCUGCAGGGAGAGUACCUGAGCUCUCUGUACGAUCACUCUACAUGGGCCUGGACUGAGUCUCUCUCUGACACACACACACACACACACACACACAAACACACUCUCUCUCUCUCACACACAUAC
This is a messenger RNA of Hypomesus transpacificus, 1714 nucleotides long. RefSeq names its product ELAV like neuron-specific RNA binding protein 3 (gene elavl3). Gene Ontology annotation, cellular component: ribonucleoprotein complex. Bases 406 to 1560 code for a protein of 384 amino acids. NCBI's taxonomy places the organism in Eukaryota, Metazoa, Chordata, Actinopteri, Osmeriformes, Osmeridae. The transcript has 8 exons. The record is from RefSeq and is a predicted model, not a curated record. Gene Ontology annotation, molecular function: RNA binding.